GCUGCCGCGGGUGCCCGCGCGGCCCCGAUCGCCCCGCGUAACGGGCCUCCUGCCCCUUGCAGGAUCCCCUGGUUCCAGUACCCCAUCAUCUACGACAUUCGAGCCCGGCCACGGAAAAUCUCCUCCCCCACCGGCUCCAAAGAUCUGCAGAUGGUGAACAUUUCGCUGCGUGUUCUCACGCGCCCCAAUGCUGCAGAGCUGCCCAGCAUGUACCAGCGCCUGGGCCUGGACUAUGAGGAGCGAGUCCUGCCUUCCAUCGUUAAUGAAGUGCUCAAGAGUGUGGUCGCCAAGUUUAACGCUUCACAGCUCAUCACUCAAAGAGCCCAGGUGUCUCUGCUCAUUAGGCGAGAACUGACAGAGCGAGCCAAGGAUUUCAGCCUCAUCCUGGAUGAUGUGGCUAUCACAGAGCUGAGUUUCAGUCGUGAAUACACAGCAGCUGUGGAGGCUAAGCAAGUGGCCCAGCAGGAGGCACAGCGCGCACAGUUUCUGGUGGAGAAGGCCAAGCAGGAGCAGAAGCAGAAGAUUGUUCAGGCUGAAGGGGAAGCUACAGCUGCCAAGAUGCUCGGUGAAGCUCUUAGCAGGAAUCCAGGCUACAUCAAGCUACGUAAGAUCCGAGCUGCUCAAAACAUUUCAAAAACGAUUGCUGGCUCGCAAAAUCGUGUGUAUCUUGCAGCAGAUAACUUGGUACUGAACCUGCAGGAUGAGGGCUUUACCAGAGGAAGUGACAGUCUCCUACUCAAACAGGGGAAGAAAUGAAAGAAACUGAAGCCUCCUGGAACCACCGGCGCUGACCAGCAGAAGAUAUGAGUGAGGAUCUUUGAACUCCCUCCACUAGCAUUGCCCUCAGUUUGAAGUUGUUAAUCCAGUAGCCAAAUUUGGUUCCCAUGCUCCAUCUGUGGUGAUCCAGUUAGGGGAUUGGGCUCUGCUACUAGGCAGCUGUAAUCCCUUUCUCACCCCACCUGUUAAAUUUGGGGAGGGGGCAAGGGUGCUUACAGGCAUUAGCCCCUGUGGAUGUAGUAAUUCACCUCUAAUCCUCAUUAAUUUUUAGAUUUCUGUGGGUAAAAUCAGAAUUUUUUUUGGCCAAGCAAGGAAGUUCUGCUGACAUCAGCACUAGGUUUUUUUUCUAGUAAAUUUUGUUUCUCUUUCACUCUUGGUUCCAAGAGAACCUAGGACUGAAUUCAGGAAAAUGUCAUUCAUUGGGUGCCUGUCACUGCUGGAAUAUCUGUUUGUGUCACUGUCUGCUCAGUGAUUCUUUCAAACAUUUGUAAAAAUUAAAACCCCUGAAAUUUAUACUGUGUCUUAAGUGUGCUUAGUGUCAGAAAAAGAGGUUAUUUUGCAUAGGGGGAGGUGGAACAGAGCUUCUGUUUGGUUGAAGGCAGAAUCAGGAGGUUGUGGGGAAGGGCGCAAGGGAAAUACCCUCCUGCUUGCUGAGAAAUCACAGGGUGGGGAGAGAAUAAUCAGGUGUGGGUGCUCAUAUAGCUGCACAGGUGACCAGGGCUGGUUUAGCUGCCUAUAGAUACCCAGAUCCCUUUCUGCAGGGCUGCACUCUUGGUCUAUAUGUGCAUCCAGGAUUACACAACUCCAGGUGCAGGAUCUGGCAUUUGUUACUGUUAAAUUUUGUGUGGUUGGUGAUUACCCAGCAUGCUAAUCUAUCAGGAUCUCUCUGUAAGGCCUCUCCAUUCGAGGGAAUCAACAGCUUUUCCUAAUUUGUUAUUGUUGGCAAGCUGAGUAUGCACUCAGCUCCUGUGUCUAGGUCAUUGAUAAAAGCUUUGAAGAGAACUGGCCCUGAAAUGGAGCCCUGAGGCACACCACUAGUGGCUGGCCACCAGCUAGAUGUUACCCCAUUUACUGCGAGUCUUUGAGCCCGACUCAUUAGCCAAUUGUUCACCGAUUGUAUUGUAUGCCUGUCUAGCCA
Molecule: messenger RNA, 1915 nt
Organism: Egretta garzetta (little egret)
Lineage: Eukaryota; Metazoa; Chordata; Aves; Pelecaniformes; Ardeidae
Gene: PHB2
Product: prohibitin 2
Exons: 8
Biological process (GO): mitochondrion organization
Cellular component (GO): membrane; mitochondrion
Source: RefSeq, a predicted model, not a curated record